AGGCUACCAAUGGCUAUUAAUUGUGGAUUCUAUUGGAAAGAGCAAUAGAGAAUAUCAGUAUCAAUAACAAAGAAAAGAAAACAAAUUUAGGAGAGACAAGAGAGCGGCGCAAUUAGGAGAAUAAAAGCCUAAGCAGUGGGAAAGCGAAAGAGCAGAGACUGUUGAGAGAAAUUCUGCGUGUACAUGUAUACACAUAUAUACAUUAUACACCUGAAAAAAAUCACCUGAGCCAUUAAAGCAGAGAGAGAAGAAAAAAGUGUGAUUAAGCAUAUAUGUAUUCACUACAAAUACUUAAACGUACGUACAUACAACCUCACAUAUAGAAACCGCAAGGCAUUCAAUAAAUCCCCGGAAAUAUAUAAGUAUUUACAACUAACGAAAUUUUUCGUAUAUAUUAUAUAUCUACAUAUAAUAUAUAAGCAUAUACAUACGUUUAUAAACGCCAGUGGUAAGGAUGCGUUACGUCACUGAGUUCAAUUGUAACUAAUCCCACAUCUUUGCAUGUUAAAGCAGUGACCUUAACCCUUGCCACAUUGUCCAAUGCUAAUGUACCAGCUACAACAAUAGCAAAAGUACACGGAAACAUAUUCCAUGCAGUUAAAUGAUCUCCUACUAAAUAUCCAAUAGUUAAUAACUAAACAAAAGUAAACUCCGGUACGACAAUGAAUGCCCUUGCCAAAGCACAGCAUUUCGCACACACUUUAUGGAUAGCCGGAAUUACUGCUGCCACUGCUGCAGCUCAUCAUGCGAGUGCACACACUCCAAGCACAGAUAAUUUGCUGUCAGAAUCAACAGCAACAGCAACAACAACAAACACGACUUUAACGCUAGCAGCCCGAAUGUUGGCGGGCUUACCAACAUCCGCCGCAAUUUCAGACUUUGCGACAACGGAUAUGGCGCCAGUUGAGGAGGCGAGUAGCAGCGAUGAGAGUGCGGAAAGUGAAGGUGCUGCAGAGACGCAGCCGGAUUUUUUCGAUGUUUUACGGAAGGAAUGCUAUGAGCGGUUGAAUAGCACGGCGACAAAAUUUACGGCAGGUGAAUCCUACUGCGCUGGCACUUUCGACGGUUGGCUCUGUUGGCCGGAUACAGCCGCUGGCACAUCCGCCUACGAACUCUGCCCUGAAUUCGUUACCGGCUUUGAUCCGACAAGAAAUGCGCAUAAGGAAUGCGGAGCAGAUGGCGAAUGGUAUAAACAUCCGCUAACGAAUAAAACUUGGUCCAAUUACACGACCUGCGUCAAUAUGGCGGAUUUGGAGUGGAGGCACAGCAUCAACCUGUUCUAUGAGACCGGUUAUGGCAUAUCGUUGGUAGCAAUUUUGUUGUCUCUCGCUAUACUGAGCUACUUUAAAUCGCUGAAGUGUGCGCGCAUAACACUGCACAUGAAUUUAUUCACAUCGUUUGCAGCGAACAACUCACUCUGGCUGAUUUGGUAUUUGGUGGUGAUGCCCGACUCGGAAAUGCUGAACAGAAAUCCGCCCACAUGCGUUGCGCUGCAUAUAAUACUUCACUAUUUCCUGCUCACAAACUACGCAUGGAUGCUUUGUGAAGGCUUCUAUCUGCACACAGUGUUGGUGUCUGCAUUCAUCUCGGAGAAGAAACUUGUGAAAUGGCUUAUAGCGUUCGGUUGGGGAUCACCGGCAAUUAUCAUAUUGAUUUAUGGCUUGGCGCGCGGUCUUGCUGGUUCAGACAAAAUCAUUACUGAAUGCUGGAUGAAUCCCUCACCAUUCGAUAGUAUACUCAUGGUACCUGUUUGUAUUUCGAUGUUCCUGAAUUUGCUGUUCCUAUGCAAUAUUGUGCGCGUUGUGCUGCUCAAGUUGAAGGCACCAGCCAGUAUACAAGACAGCUGUGGACCCUCACGCACCGUCCUGCAGGCAUUUCGCGCAACACUUCUACUUGUGCCACUCCUAGGACUACAAUACAUUUUGACACCAUUUCGGCCAAAAAACAAUCAUCCUUGGGAACAGACUUACGAAAUUAUUUCAGCAUUUACCGCCUCAUUUCAGGGUCUCUGUGUUGCCACAUUCUUCUGCUUCUUCAACGGCGAAGUUAUUGCCCAGGUGAAGCGCAAAUGGCGCAUGGUUUGCUUCAGUAAUAGGGCUCGUGCAAAUUCCUACACAGCCACUCAGGUCUCGUUCGUGCGAUGCGGCCCGCCCCUGCCCGGCGAAGAGAAGGUAUGACUAAAGGACAUGUCGUCGACAAAAGCACGUCGCGCCUCUAGCGCUGUCACUGGUCGUGGCAGUGGUGGCUAUUCUGGUCCAGGCAGCAGUAAAUCAGCCGCCCGCUUGCGCAGCAACAGCACCGCACCCAGCAGCCAAAGAACGCAUACCAACGCGUCGUCCACGACAGCGGGAGUUAUGGGUGGAUUGCGCAAGUUGCCUUUUCUGCGGCGAAAGACCGUCGAUCAGUUGCGCAUAUGCCAGCCGUUGAUGGAAGAGGGAGCUGGGGGUGGAGGCGAUGAAUUUGUUAGCAGAGCGAGUAACUGCAAUAGCCAAAGGAAAUGUGCGACUGGAACAAUGGUAGUGACAGCUGAAAAUAUGUCGACGACGGCGAUGGCGACGAUAACAACAAAUGCAACAAUAACAACAACCACAUUUACAGCAGCAGCAGCAGCAACAACAACGAGUAACUACUACAACAAUAGCAACAAUAGAAACAGCAGCAGCGGCAGUUAUAGCCUCGAUGGCUGCAGUAUUGAAGGCAACAGUCGCGCUGGCGGCACUUUACUUGUUACCACCACAGCUGUGCAUACCAAUCCUAAUACUUGCACAUACAACAACAAUUUGCACUUGGAUGGCAACAAAAUGGCCGACGAGGCAUUGUAAGCAGCACUACAAUGCGAUGCAAAUGAAAUACGCGCGCUAUGUUGGGCGUAAAUUCCACGGCAGCACAGCAGCAAAAGUGUGGGGUGGCAUGUGGCUGGCGGUGGCGAUGUGGUUAUCAAUUGUGGUAUAUGGUAUGUUUAAUUUCGGGGCAUAUGUAGUUUGAUUUAUUGUAGGAUAUGAGAUAUUUAUAGUCCAUACGUAUGUAACCCAUUUCAGCACACCCUCAGGACUAAGAGCUGCGCUAAUAGCAACAAAUUUAUGAUUACUUAUGUGUGAUUGCUUGGAAAAAGUUGAAAAGCGCAUUGCUUGUUAAUGCAGGCAUGGAAGUGCAAAUUCAUGCAGCCUUAAUGCAAAGUAGUCAAAUAGUGAAUUAGUGUUUUCGUUAGUUAUAUUUUAGUAGAACUUUUGAAUAGUGAAAAAUAACUUAUUCUUUGCACGCAGGAACUCAAAUGGAAAAGGAUAACAGCCAGUAAUGAGUAAAUCGUGCAUAUUAUUUGGAUUGCUAGGCAAGUAAUUAAUUUAAGUUUCAACUAAAUAUAGUAUUAAAGAUAAAGGGUUUUCCAACGGGGACAGAUUAAAAAUAAAAUUAAAAUGGAGCAAAAACAGGCUGUGUGUGAGAGAAUUAUUUUCAAUUUCCUGCAUAUAAUUUUAAUCAUCCAGUCGUAUUAAAGUACUGAUGAAAAGUAAAGUAGCUGAACAGAUUAAAAAUAGAUUUAUUAAGGUGUUUUUUUAAAUAAAUAAUUAGUCUACCUGUUGUAAAGCGAACGUAAACAAGCAUACCUU
Messenger RNA from Anastrepha ludens (Mexican fruit fly), 3605 nucleotides. It is a transcript of the gene Dh31-R, whose product is annotated as calcitonin gene-related peptide type 1 receptor. Lineage: Eukaryota; Metazoa; Arthropoda; Insecta; Diptera; Tephritidae. The transcript is spliced from 10 exons. Gene Ontology annotation, cellular component: plasma membrane. Gene Ontology annotation, biological process: adenylate cyclase-modulating G protein-coupled receptor signaling pathway; cell surface receptor signaling pathway. The record is from RefSeq and is a predicted model, not a curated record. Gene Ontology annotation, molecular function: calcitonin receptor activity.